UCGCCUGUGGCGCCUGCCUACAGUCCCAUCACGCCCAAGGUCCAGCCCGUGCUCCCGGCCUGCACUGCGCCGCCGCUCGUAUCGCCUGAAGAACAUCAUGACCCUCACAUGCCCAGAGACGCUCCCUCACUCCUGCCGCCAGCAGCGUCUCGCAUACCUCCGGCGAACUACAUACCCCAGCCGCCGAGUCUCCCGUUCUCAAGCGACGACGCUGGCGAUGCGAUAGCCUUGCGUGCAGCUAUAUCUACAUUGCAGUUCCAAAAGAAGAAGGCGCAGCACGAUAUCCAUACACUAGUCACUAUCAAGCAGCGCGCCCUCGACCAACCAGAGACGUUCAAGGACGAGUUAGCCGCUGGCCGGCUGCGUGAACAGAGGCCUAGCUUGGGCGAUUUGCGUGCGAUCCUGGACAAUAUCGAGGACGAUGACCUGGACGACGAGCCUUCGCAGCUCGCACCUCCAAAGAUCAAGGCGGAGUCGGAGCAUGAAGUCCAGAAGCACUUCCCCAGGAUACCUGGUCCGCAGACUGUAGUGCGGAUGCCACAUGUCAAUUGGGCCAAGUAUGGCAUUGCUGGCGAGCCGCUGGACGCUUUACACGAGCAGCAACGACGUUGGCCGGGCGCGUUCGGGCACGGUGACAGGGGAAGGGAGUAUGCUAUUGCUGCCCCGUACAGUCCUUUUAUGGAUGCAGUGGAA
Messenger RNA from Sphaerulina musiva SO2202, 693 nucleotides. RefSeq lists its product as uncharacterized. The record is from RefSeq and is a predicted model, not a curated record. The annotation marks the transcript as partial. The transcript is spliced from 2 exons. Lineage: Eukaryota; Fungi; Ascomycota; Dothideomycetes; Mycosphaerellales; Mycosphaerellaceae.